This is a messenger RNA of Daphnia pulex (common water flea), 1131 nucleotides long. RefSeq lists its product as uncharacterized. The record is from RefSeq and is a predicted model, not a curated record. Bases 91 to 774 code for a protein of 227 amino acids. Lineage: Eukaryota; Metazoa; Arthropoda; Branchiopoda; Diplostraca; Daphniidae. The transcript is spliced from 4 exons.
CCCCCCCCCCCCCAUCCUUUUUUUUGUUAUUAUUGUUGAAUUUGUCUUUGCCACGAAAACAAUUAAAUUUCAAGUCUUAAAUAGGGAAAUAUGCAUUUCGACAACUUAUUUCGCUUAUUCUUUGGACCUUCGGAUUUUAAUGGAAGGCAAUAUGAGGAUAGUGGUGAACCAAAUGAAAACCACCCGAGUAAUAAUCCAUUUGGUGAUUCGUCUCAAUGGAAUAGUGAAUUUAAACAGCUGGAUCAAAUGAUGAUGAAACUUCUUCAGGAGAGCUUCCUAAUAUUUCGUGACCCUCCUAGAUAUCAAGAAGAAAUUAUGAUGCCUAAAGAUCCAGCAACAGGUUCUCUAAGAGAUCAAAUGCUAAAACCAGGUUUUAUUGACAAGUUACAAAAAAGUGGUUGGGAAUCAGAGAGAAGUGCAAAAACUGAUGUGGAUUUAGAUGAAAUUAUGAAGAAUGAUGGAAGUCUAAAUUCACUGGUGCCUAAAGCUAGAGAUAAUGGAAUGCACUACUCAUCCAGGUCUUCAAUGAAAUACUUCCACAGUUCUAAUGGGGCAACUGAAUCGCGGUCAACAGCGAACGAUAGAGAGGGCUGUCUCAGAGAAUUAAUCACAAGAGAAUUUAAGGGUAAAAAAUAUGUCAUGGAGAAAAGACAGUGCCCUGGAGCUCCCCCUCAAACAACUGAAACUCUAGUUAAUCUUACUAGGGAAGAAUUACCAGAGUUUUUCAAAAAUUGGAAAAUUGAUGACUCAACUGGAAACAAAGACACAUUCUGAUAUUUUAACUUGUUUUGGAGAUGGGUGGCAACCAGACCAAUGCCUAGUCCUGUUAAAAAGAAGUACUUCCACUUGUUUGACGCAGAUGUGUCUUCACCAAAUUCACUGCAGAUUUUUAUCUGUAUAAAGAAAUAGUUAUAAAUCAUCUGAUGAUAAAAUGCAAAAUAAACAAAUAAAUUACCCAGCCUCCCUGCUGCAAGAUCCAUGGAGUAAUUUUGUCAUUGAGGUAGCUUGCUAGUAUCUUGCUGAGAUUAUUAGAUGACUCGAUCUGGUCAGAAUGUAGCUGUUUGCUUAGUACCCAUGUAAAAGCGAAUAGGGUCACAAUUCUCUCCCAAAGAAUGUUGUAUCCAUUUUCAG